UAUGCGCAUAUUAUCCAGCACAAAUCCGCCCACUCCCAGGUCGGGGGUGGGGCUGGUUUAUAAAUGCUCAGUACGGGGAAUGUGCACUUUUUUUCCCUGCUCCAGGCAAAAAUUUCUGCUUCAAAAGUUUCCUCUCUGUCCCAGGAAAAAAAGUGACUCACCAUGCCGUCUGAUCUGGAGAGAGCUAUGGAAACGCUGAUCACAGUGUUCCAUCGUUAUGCAGGGAAAGAAGGCAACAGCACCACUCUGAGCCGCCGAGAGCUCAGGCAGCUCAUGGAGGCAGAGCUCGCUAACUUCCUUAAGGCUCAGAAAGACCCCGCCACCGUUGACAAGAUUAUGAAAGAUCUGGACACCAAUGGGGAUGGAGAGGUGAGCUUUGAAGAGUUUGUGUCCCUUGUCGUCGGUCUGUCCAUUGCCUGUGAACAGUGUUACCAGAUGCACCUUAAAGGAAAGAAGUAAAAGCAGGGGAACAAAAGAGUGGGAGUUGGAGAUGAUUUUUCUACUGAAUAUUAUUGAAUAAACAAGUUUUAAUAAAUGCAA
This is a messenger RNA of Ictalurus furcatus (blue catfish), 540 nucleotides long. It is a transcript of the gene s100a10b, whose product is annotated as S100 calcium binding protein A10b. The coding region runs from base 163 to 459 and encodes 98 amino acids. The record is from RefSeq and is a predicted model, not a curated record. The transcript has 3 exons. Gene Ontology annotation, cellular component: cytoplasm. Lineage: Eukaryota; Metazoa; Chordata; Actinopteri; Siluriformes; Ictaluridae. Gene Ontology annotation, molecular function: calcium ion binding.